Drosophila teissieri is the source of this 4387-nucleotide messenger RNA. RefSeq lists its product as uncharacterized. Gene Ontology annotation, molecular function: DNA-binding transcription factor activity, RNA polymerase II-specific; sequence-specific DNA binding. The coding region runs from base 132 to 3974 and encodes 1280 amino acids. The transcript has 7 exons. NCBI's taxonomy places the organism in Eukaryota, Metazoa, Arthropoda, Insecta, Diptera, Drosophilidae. Gene Ontology annotation, biological process: regulation of transcription by RNA polymerase II. The record is from RefSeq and is a predicted model, not a curated record. Gene Ontology annotation, cellular component: nucleus.
GUGUUUGAACUCAAGCAGGUACAUCCACGCAAAGAAAGCUAAUUCGAGCGAAGAAAAAAUUAUUUAGCGCUUAAUUAUUUUAAAACAACGCCUUCGCUGGCCCAGUGGUCGGUUAACUAGUUAGCUGCAAGAUGACGCGCGUAACGAGAAGUGAAAUCUCCCUGGACAUGGAGUUCUGGGUGGAGGAACUGUCGCCGGCACAGUUGGCGUACUACGAGAAGAUUACCAAUGAGCACAAUGCGGUGAAGGGUGCACUCAAGAGCGCGGUUAGCGCCAACGAGGGCAAGGAGCUCUUCAGCGGGCAGGUGUUUCAGGCCUACUCCUUCAAGGGCAAGGUGCUGCAGGAGCUCAAGGAGGCGACGCUGCCCAAAAAGCCACCCAAGCCGAUUGACACCCCCUCGACACCCUCCGCCCCGAGCGGUGGCACUGGGCGCGGUCGUGGCCGCCCACCACGACAGCCAUCCAACAUCGCCUACCUGGAGUCCUCCGAUGAGGGCGACGACGAUAUGCCGCUGGCCAAGCGACUGGCCCUGUCUGCAGGCAAAAAGGCAGUGGCCGUGGCCAAUGCAUCAUCCUCAUACACUCCUAAAUCCAGUAAAAAGGCGGCGGCCGCUGCUGGUGGAUCUUCUUCACCGGUACCUAAGAGCAGUGGAAAAAUAUUCAAGGAAUCCAAACCGGACAUCGAGUCGCCGCCGAAGAACUACCGCCCCGCCGAGGUUAAUUCCGUGGGCGGUCUAGUGGUGGGCAGCACCGACGAAAGCAAGGACAGCAAAGACGGCAAGGAGGGCAAGGAUAACAAGAUGCAGGGCAAGACAUAUCCAUCUCUGGUGGUGCUAGCAAAGCCUUUCCUCAAGAUCAAAGACAUGGCUGCCACCCGCAGCAAGCUAGACUCGAAGGUUAAACUGGUUCUUAUGCUUACGCCCAACAAAUUCUGCGAGUGGCUGCUCCAGGAGGGACUUCUACGCGCUCAGCAGCACUGCAUAAACCAUCGCAACAAUGAGCUGAAAUUGGGAAUUUAUUCGGAUGUGACCAAGUUCCCCUACACUGGUGGUUAUGUGUGGAUCAGCGAAUGUUGCCCCUAUCGCUUCGUGUCCGUAUUCAACAACUCCAUUUUCGAAGGAGCUCAGCACCCGCCCACAUUCUUGUUGAAGUUAAUUUACCACUGGGCAUGCCAGACCAGUAUUCAAAAUGUGGUGCAGUGGGUUAAGGUGGACAGUGUUUACAUCAAAGGAAUCUACACCUGGCUAAGAGCCAUUUGCACCCUGGCAGUGCAUCAAAAAUGCAAGAAGCUGGGCGGCCCCGGCAAGUUUGUGGAGGUCGGCGUUAUUUCCCUGGGAACCACAUCUCAAGAUGGCUCCCAGCGACAAGUAAAGGUUGAAGUUUUGGGCGUCUAUGACUACGCGGAGAAAUCCAUCCGCCUGCGAGCAGUAGAGCCAAUCACCGAUGGCGAUCGUAACUAUAAAAAGCGGUUCCAGGCCAUUCUGGAGCCACUGUCACGCUGGGUGCACAAGGACAGCACCAUUUGUAUAGACUUGACUGUCGACAAGAUCACCCUCUUCAGCAUGGGAUUCAAAAAUAUAGUCCAGGCCGCUGCCACUGACAACACAGCCAAGCACAACAACUCUGCGGUAAUGGAAUACCUGCGACGGAUUGUGCCGCGCAUGUUCCAGAACACGCUGUCGUUGCUAUCGCGCCAGAUGAUUCAACAAUUCCUUGACGAGCUGGUAUGGCGAGAAUCCUUUGGCACAUAUGCACUGCAGGCAUUCAACAAUAUCAUAAUACACAUUGCCGAGCAGACAAGGGUAACCACCAAUGAGACAAUCACCCAGCGGCUGUAUCAGGUGGCGACCAAUCCGUUCAAAGACUGGAGUGUUCUGCCGGCCAACUACAAGGAGACUCCGGCCAAUGCUGCUCCCAAGCGCCUCAAGAAACCUAUCAACGAUGCCGACUAUGUUGUUUCUAACAAGAUUCUAAAGAAGGAAAAAGAUCGUGAUUUAUCAUCAUCUGGAGUAAAACGCGGCCGCCCACCAAGUGCAUUAAGCACUCCAUCACCGCAGAUGCCAAUUAAAAAGGGCCCAGGUCGCCCACCGGGCAGCACCAACCAGCCAAAAGGAGACAGAGCAACGACCUCCGCAUCAAAAAUGCUGUCUAAAUCUCUGGGAGCUAAAGGCCUGAUUAAAAAACCGAAAGAUAAAGAUGAAAAGAUUCCAAUGGUUAUUAAGAAGGAAGAGGAUGAUCUAAGGGGCUUGGAGGAGCUAUACUACGGAAUAAGCGACGGUACGGACGAGUACAACGAGAUCUUUCCAUAUAGCACACCCCGAACUGCUCACAACGAACUGGCCAAGACCGUGGAGUGUCCAAUCUGCCUGAACGGCGACUCCUUUGACUCCAACGAGAAACUACAGACGCACUUAGUAUCGCAUAUUUCGCCGGAGGGCAAACAGCACCAGUUCCAGUGCCUUUUCUGCUUGGAGAAGCAUCCAACCGAGUCGGUUUUGGCCAAACACAACCAGAUAAUGCAUCCAACUGAGACGAAGACUGAGGGAUCACCCUCGUACUACUGCCUUAUAUGCCAGCAGCGUCACAAUUCCCUGCAUCUAUUGACAGCUCACUUGCAGAAGGCCCACAGCACCCUGGAACUACCAUAUUGGUGUCAUUCCUGCGGUUAUCGAUCAUCCUCGCACCGCGAUUUGGUCAGGCAUUUCUAUGACGACCACAAGCAUCAGAACUUUCUACAGUGCCCCUAUUGCUUGGAUAUUUUCUACUUCUCAAAGCGUGGCGUUGUUAACCAGCUGCGCAUCGAACAUUACUUCUUGCAUUUGAAUGAGCACAUGAACAAGCGGGAUCCCUCAUUGCGCUGCCAGAAAUGCUCGCUUUCCUUCCUCGAGAAGGGGGAUCUGAAACAGCACGCAGUGCAGCACCAUGUCAGCAUGAUUAAAACCAAUAGGCCGGUGCGUCUCUUACUCAACAACUCGAUGUUGAUACCACCGCCUAAGAUUCGCACCCAUCACCGCGAGCAGCCGCCGUUCUCCACCUACAAGCGGCCAGUAUUCUUUGCUUUCCUGGAGGGUAAAACCUGUGCCGAGUGCAACACCGAUUUCGCGAGCGAGGAGACACAUUACACUGGUUGGCUACACUGCGUUAAGUGCAAUUAUCAGACAUGUUGCGAGCGAGCUCAAUUCCGUCAUGGCGUGGAUUGUAAUGGCAACUUUGUGGACGCCAUGGAGGUGAAUAUGCCACAGGAGAUGCACUGCAUCUGCGGCUUUGCCACCGGCAACGGCAACAAGAUGGCUCAGCACUUGGCUAAUUGCGGACUUAGCACAUGCUACCCGAGUUUGGAGGCGGCAAGCGAGAAUGCCGUCAAGCGUAAUAUGCUGGACAUGUUGGGUCUGGUUCGUCGCGAUGGAGAAACCUCGGGCGAAGGAGCGGACAUCAGCGAGACUGCUGACGAUGUCGCGGACCAGAGCUCGGACAUGUUGCCGCCGCAGGAGGAUCAUCAUUUGCAGCAACACCAUCAGCAUGUGGCACACCAGCAACAGAUGCAGGAACAGGCGGAUGAACCACAAAGGGAACUUCAACAGGAGUACUUAUCGGCGCCGGUUGAGCAUGAGCCCGUGCAGAAUAUGCCUGUUCAUCAGAGCAUGCCGGUGCAGCAGACCGGUCCAAUACAGUUUGGAGAAAUGGAAGCGGCCCCAGUUAUGCUGGAUCCCCGGCAGCAGGUACAGCCCACCCCAGAUUAUGCUCAAGUUUCGGUGGUGCAACAGCACCAACAGCAACAGCCCUACGGAUUAAGCAACUACGGCCAGAGCUCUUUAGCCACGGAUAUCGACAUGCCUCUGAUUGGAGAGCUCUCUGAGCCAAAUGCUCCACCCACGCCCCAGUUCCUGGGCGAGGUGCACACGCCCAUGUUCGAUGCAGUGGCCGCCGCCGAGCAACAGCACUACCACGCCCAGCACCAUCACCAUCCGCAAUGAUACAAGCCUCCCGGAAAGCUCAAAUCACGCGACUAUACCCUUCACUGGCAGAACUAUUAGUUAGGGUUUAUUCAUUUUCAGCGCACAUUGGCCAUAUCCCAGAUUCUUUAUCACCAUACAAUACGAAGGCAAAUAAAUUGUAUAGCACCUAUUUAAGAAUUGCAUAUUAGGCCCUGUUAACAUUAAUGAAACAUCUUGAACGAAAUCGCAGUUGCACGAGGGAAUAUUAUGCUGGUCCUAUGUAUUUUCAACGGAUCCAUUUAGACCGACGUAAUCAAAACUCUACAAUGGGAUUUUUAUCUUUACAUCUAAAAUAUCUGUAAUAUCUUUCAAUCCAUUUGAAUAUUGGAACCUUAUCAAUUGUAAAUGACAAACAUACAAUGUAAUUUUAAAAUAUAUCUACUUGUCCUUAA